UCCCCCAGUUUCGAGAUAGCAUCCAAAGGAGUAAUGUCAAUCUGCCGGCUGCAAACUCGUGCAUCGUCCAUUCUUAGUACGUCGAUCCGCUUGUUUAGUUCUGCAAUUGCGAAAAGUAUGGAUAAACACGAAGUCGUCCCGGACGUGGUACCGGUUGCACCGACCGAAGUGGCCAAGGUAACGUACCCGAGCGGUGCGGUCGUGAGCGAAGGAAACGUUCUCACCCCAACCCAGGUAAAGGACGUACCGAAGGUGGAGUGGAAUGUGGAAAGUGGCGCCAUGUACACGCUCUGCAUGACCGAUCCGGAUGCACCGAGCCGCAAGGAACCGACGUACCGCGAAUGGCACCACUGGCUGGUAGGAAACAUUCCCGGAGCCGACGUCGCGCAGGGAGAAACGCUGUCGGCGUACGUUGGAUCGGGUCCACCACAGGGCACCGGUCUCCACCGUUACGUGUUUCUGGUGUACAAACAAAAUGGCAAACUAACCUUCGACGAGCCACGGCUGACCAACACUAGUGCGGACAAUCGUGGUGGAUUUGCCAUCCGCAAGUUUGCCGAGAAGUACAAGCUGGGCAACCCGGUUGCUGGAAACCUGUAUCAGGCCGAAUAUGACGAUUAUGUGCCGCUACUGUACAAGCAGCUGGGUGCAUAAAAUGGGCUAAAUUGGCUUAAUUGAAGCGAAGCAGCCUUCGAAACAUUGUACCGUAUUGCACUUAUUAUAUGCUUGUUGAAAAUCAUUUCCACGCAAGCGAUAGAAGUUGCUAGAAGCAAAACCUGAAUUCUGGAAGAAAAAAAGCAAAAAGAAUAAAAAUAAACACCACUGAUAAACCCCCCAUCCACGGUGCAAAAAGUCCCGAAGUUGUG
Molecule: messenger RNA, 866 nt
Organism: Anopheles moucheti
Lineage: Eukaryota; Metazoa; Arthropoda; Insecta; Diptera; Culicidae
Product: protein D2-like
Exons: 1
Coding region: 34-654 (206 amino acids)
Source: RefSeq, a predicted model, not a curated record